AUGGGCGAGGACCGCCGCGACGUCCUCGGCGCGCAGCGGAUGCCGGGGCAGAUGCGCUGGGCGCCCGGCACGGGGAGGGUGUGCGACCCGGGCCACCCCCGGGAGCUGUGGAAGAGCGUCUUCGGAGGCGACGACGGGAGGCCCGCGCUGUUGCGGAUGGCGCACGAAGAGCGGGCGGUCGGGGACGGCGGGGAAGCGAGUGUACGCAUGGUGGACGUCGAGGAGAAGGGCUGGAAGGGGCGGAGUGAAGUGCUGGUUGUGGACAAGAACGGGGUGAGGAGGAAACACACCAUUGAGCCCAGGAGGUUGCUCGGGCAGCAGCCGCACUCGAGGCAGGUCAAGAGACACAAACCGGGUUAUUGA
Colletotrichum graminicola M1.001 is the source of this 363-nucleotide messenger RNA. RefSeq lists its product as uncharacterized. The transcript has a single exon. The coding region runs from base 1 to 363 and encodes 120 amino acids. The record is from RefSeq and is a predicted model, not a curated record. NCBI's taxonomy places the organism in Eukaryota, Fungi, Ascomycota, Sordariomycetes, Glomerellales, Glomerellaceae.